AUGGAGCGGGUUCACGAACUAGUCAACAAUGCCAGGGAGCUCAUCUCUAAAUAUCGACCUUUUAAUGGAGGGGCCGAUGACGAGCACAAGGAACAACCCAGCCCUGCUCAAUCUAUGCUUACCGAUGUCGUCCCCUUGGACGAAAAUACCUACCCGGAAAACCCCAAAUUUGACAAUCGCUUCAAUGGAGGUACAAUUUACAUGACCAUGCGCCCAGCGUCACUUCAAGGUACCUUCGCCUCCUGGCAGGCGGAGAUGGAGUUCUACGUCAAAGACGUCGACUCUCUCAUGAUGAACGGCCUGCACUGGUCCGAGGCCAACGUGCAGAAAGCGGACGGGUGUAUCCUAGUCCCAUCAGACAACAUGCCCAGCUUGCCAAAAUCGCUGGGCUGGCUGUUCGGCCGCCGCUACCUGCUGGCGGACCUGGGCGACGACCCUGAAUGGAGGGCCACGCUGUGGAUCUAUGGACGGUCCUGCGCCGAGCUGCGGGAGAUGAAGCUCGACGUCCUCUCUGUUGACUUAGUCCGGCGCGCAAACGCUAUUUCCUCGGGUAUCGAGGUCUAUAAGUAUGACUGGGCUCGAGAGGAAGGGUACAAUACGAACGAGUUGUAUGGGCACAUGCCGCUGGAGGGUUGGUGGCCAUGGCCGAAGGAAGAUCCAUUGCAACCAGGGGAGUUUGACGAUGCAGCUAGCGUGGACGACACUUCUUCGGAUGGUGCAGCUAUCGAGGACGACACUUCUUCAAAUGUUGCAGCUAUUGUGAACGACACUUCCUCAAAUGUUGCAGUAUUGUAA
Messenger RNA from Clonostachys byssicola, 795 nucleotides. The record is from the annotation of a GenBank genome assembly. Lineage: Eukaryota; Fungi; Ascomycota; Sordariomycetes; Hypocreales; Bionectriaceae.